CUGUACCCAGUAUGACGAGAAGGCUACUCUCAGAGAAAAAUCCUAAAGAGUUUGAUUUUAUAGUACGCCUAGAAAAGUCCAGCCUGAAAAAGUCCAUGAAUGACCAAUAACGUCGUCGUAACUCCGUUUAGGAUCAGUGUGAGUGUGUGAGUGAACUUUCGGUUCGGGGAAAAGAUUAGCACCACAGGAGGAGGGCAACUUAUCAAAAAGUGAUACACAGGUUUAGACCCACGAGCUCAAACACACAGACGAUGUUUUAAAUCAAAUCAGAGUCACAAUAAAUGUGUUAAUGUUCACUGGUUUGCUGGAGGCUCCAGAGAUGCUUCUUCAUUGCCUGGAAUGUUCCACAUUAUGGCAUUAAACAUACUGAUCUUGAUUUUUUUUUUUUCACUUUCAGGUGUUUCAUUGCAAAUAAUAUUUUGAAACACAUUGAACUUGGAAAAGUGUCAUCGGGUUGGUUUAAUGUUUCUGUGUGAGUACAGACACAGUGCACCUUCAAACGUGGUUUUGGUCUCACACUUUUAACAUUCAUUUGAACUUUUUAACUGAACAUAUAAUUAUUUAGUUGUACAGUCCAGGGGUCCCCGACCACCAGUCCAGGGCCCAAAACCGGCCCGCGGGCCAUCUGACACUGGGCCCCAGGAAAAACAAUUUUACAGUACAACUGCUUUUAGUCGACCACCAUGUUUACUCUGAAAAUAUAAUGUAAAUGUGCCUAAAGAGUAAACAGGAUUAUUAGUUCAAAUAAAUUCCCUUUAAAGUUAUAAACAUUUUGUUUUGUUAUUAUUGGCCACGCCCCCAUCCACGAGUCCCUGUGAAAAAAGCAGGUUUAUUUUGGCUCCUCACUAGAUAAAUGUUGGAGGGCCGCUGGAAGAGCCUAUUUAGUUCAGGAUUGUGCGUACAUCUCCAAUUACGCGUCUCUCUUACGCGCAGCGAGCUGGAGUCCUGCUCCAAGUGUGUCACCUUUAUCAUCCGCGCGCGUGAAGUAAGCGAACGGAAAUCCACUUCGUGCAAAUUAGAGUAAUCUAGUAUUUUGUGGACCUGAUUCGCUUAGAUUUAAUUACCACACGGAACGGGGAUUACGCGGCAUUAAGUCGCUAUUGAAUCGGAUCAGAGCGCCCCGAGGUGUGGGGUAUAAAAAGUCGGAGUGUGAAGGGUGAGUGUCAGACCUCCAGCUGCCAACCACGGGCCCCGACUCCCGAAGCGAACCAAGCCGGAGAAGAUGGCAGAGGAGUGGGGGAAACAGGUGUACGGCGCCCGGCGGUACCACGACGAGACGACCCGAGGAUCUAUUUUCACUUACACAAACUCCAACAACACCCGAGAUCCUUUUGAAGGGCCAAACUACCACAUCGCCCCCCGGUGGGUGUACAACCUCUCUACUGCCUGGAUGCUGUUCGUGGUGGUGGCGUCCGUCUUCACUAACGGCUUGGUCCUGGUCGCCACAGCAAAGUUCAAAAAGCUGCGUCACCCUUUGAACUGGAUCCUGGUGAAUCUGGCCAUCGCAGAUCUGGGGGAGACCAUCUUCGCCUCCACCAUCUCCGUCUGUAACCAGUUCUUCGGUUACUUCAUCCUCGGACACCCCAUGUGCAUCUUUGAAGGCUACACUGUCUCUGUCUGUGGCAUCACGGCGCUCUGGUCUCUGGCCAUCAUCUCGUGGGAGCGCUGGGUGGUCGUGUGCAAACCUUUUGGAAACGUGAAGUUUGAUGCAAAAUGGGCCUCAGGAGGAAUCAUCUUCUCCUGGUCCUGGGCCUUCUUCUGGUGUGCCCCGCCCAUUUUUGGAUGGAGCAGGUACUGGCCUCAUGGUCUGAAGACCUCGUGUGGUCCGGACGUGUUCAGUGGGAGUGAGGAUCCUGGGGUCUGGUCCUACAUGGUCACUCUGAUGAUCACCUGCUGCUUCCUUCCUCUCUCCAUCAUCAUCCUCUGCUACGUCGCAGUGUGGUGGGCCAUUCACUCGGUGGCCAUGCAGCAGAAAGAGUCAGAGUCGACCCAGAAGGCGGAGAAGGAGGUGUCUCGUAUGGUGAUAGUGAUGAUCAUGGCGUUCUGUCUGUGCUGGGGCCCGUACGCCGUGUUCGCCUGCUUCGCCGCGGGAAACCCGGGUUACUCCUUCCACCCGCUCGCCGCCGCCCUGCCCGCGUACUUCGCCAAGAGCGCCACUAUAUACAACCCCAUCAUAUAUGUGUUCAUGAACAGACAGUUUCGUUGUUGUAUUAUGCAGUUGUUUGGGAAGGAGGUGGAGGACAGUUCAGAAGUGUCCACCUCAAAGACAGAAGUGUCCUCAGUGUCGCCGUCUUAAACCGCACGACCUUUGACCUCUUGGCCUCUUGACCUCUGCACCUCUGCUCUUCUGUUCCUGUUGUACAAAAUUCUCACAGCAAAUGAAAAUCACAAAAAUAUUGCACAUUUAUCGUCUUUUAAAGUGGCAGUGUUGAUUUUUGUUUUUUAG
Molecule: messenger RNA, 2446 nt
Organism: Boleophthalmus pectinirostris (great blue-spotted mudskipper)
Lineage: Eukaryota; Metazoa; Chordata; Actinopteri; Gobiiformes; Gobiidae
Product: red-sensitive opsin-like
Exons: 6
Coding region: 1223-2296 (357 amino acids)
Biological process (GO): vesicle-mediated transport; G protein-coupled receptor signaling pathway; visual perception
Cellular component (GO): Golgi apparatus; membrane; trans-Golgi network
Molecular function (GO): GTP binding; GTPase activity; G protein-coupled receptor activity
Source: RefSeq, a predicted model, not a curated record